UGAAGUUAGUCGCUGCUGGGUUUGGAGUUCCUGAAAAAACAUUACAAUUUUCUUCUAGUUGGUUACAAAAGUUUAAAGAACAUAAUGGCAUUCGACAAAUAAAGCUUCAGAGUGAAGCUGCAUUUGCAGACAAUAAUGCUAUUGCUAGUGUAUUGCUAUUAUUAAGAUCUAAAAGUGCUAGUUAUUCACUUCAUAGAAUAUACAACAUGGACGAAACUGGACUUUUUUUUCAUUUAGAACCAGACCGAACUUUGGCAACUCAUCAUAUUGUUGGGCGAAAAGUAGAUAGGGAGCGCAUUUUAAUUGCACUAUAUGCAAAUACAGAUAGCUCACAUAAACUAAAUCUAUUAACAACUUCAAAAAUUCAAUCGAUGGAUGCUAGGAUAAUUAUGAGUUUUAAAAGGCACUAUCGUUGUCAUCAUGUUGCCUGGAUAUUACAGCAAAUAGAGGCAGGUAAUCAUGCAAAAGACUUAAAAAUAGAUCGACAUACUAAUAUUCUUCCUGCAAGCUUUAAUGCAGACUUACGAAAUCUUUCAGAAAAUAUUUAUCAAGUUAUUGAUUCUGAAAUUAAUGAUCUUGCUACGAUGAUUGAAGACCUUCAUUUAUUAAACCCUAUGCAAGUUGAAGAGUUUUUAUCUAUCUCUGAAGAAAAUAUUGUUUAUGAAGUUCCUAAUGAUAAUUGCAUUAUUUCAGAGCUUGCUGAAAUUUUUAAAAAAAAUGAUGUAGAAGAUUUUGAUGAAACUGAUAAAUAG
This is a messenger RNA of Dentiscutata erythropus, 752 nucleotides long. NCBI's taxonomy places the organism in Eukaryota, Fungi, Glomeromycota, Glomeromycetes, Diversisporales, Gigasporaceae. The record is from the annotation of a GenBank genome assembly.